Messenger RNA from Python bivittatus (Burmese python), 414 nucleotides. The record is from RefSeq and is a predicted model, not a curated record. NCBI's taxonomy places the organism in Eukaryota, Metazoa, Chordata, Lepidosauria, Squamata, Pythonidae.
GGGAGAAAAGGAACCCGUGGCCCACGUGGUUUUCCUGGAGAUCAAGGAUUUAAGGGCCCACAGGGUGAAAAAGGAAUUCGUGGAGUGAAAGGAAUGAAAGGAAAUCAAGGAAGGGAAGGUUUUCCAGGUAUUCCAGGAAGAACAGGUCCAGUAGGCAUUCCUGGGAAAUUGGGACUCAGAGGGAAUAAGGGGGAGUUUGGUGAUCCUGGAACAAAGGGGGAGAGAGGAUUACCUGGACUACGGGGGCCAAGGGGGGAUAAUGGUGCAAUUGGAUAUGGUAAGCCAGGAAAUAAAGGAAUAAAGGGGCAAAGAGGAUUUCCUGGAGGUGUAGGGCAGAAGGGUGAUGUUGGCAACACUGGAAUUCCAGGAGAAUUUGGGCCAAAAGGGAUCCGUGGGCAAAGGGCAAGUGAUUAA